This is a messenger RNA of Pecten maximus, 1122 nucleotides long. Its product is annotated as rab-like protein 3. The record is from RefSeq and is a predicted model, not a curated record. Gene Ontology annotation, molecular function: GTPase activity; GTP binding. Gene Ontology annotation, cellular component: endomembrane system. NCBI's taxonomy places the organism in Eukaryota, Metazoa, Mollusca, Bivalvia, Pectinida, Pectinidae. Gene Ontology annotation, biological process: intracellular protein transport.
UUCCGGUGUGUCACACACACAUGUCCACCUACAUAUAUAUUCUACAUCCUACAUGUCAAACAGGUGACAGAAACUGGCGCUUCGCGAAGGGUAACUGAUGGCUGCUGUGGAUAAGAUCAAAAUCGUCGUUGUAGGAGACUCUGGAGUUGGGAAGACGUCGUUAGUUCAUCUUAUUUGCCACAAUGAAACAACCAGCAAUCCAGGCUGGACCAUCGGAUGUUCUGUAGAGGUCAAGGUACGAGUAUGACCCUGAACAGUUUGCUGGAAACCAGAUCCCCAUUUUAGUAGUGGGAACAAAAGCUGAUGUGGCUCAGAGUCUUCGUGAAAAAGUCCUCACCAAGGCAUCCAGUAUGGCAGAGGAAUGUGGGGCAGAGGAACUCAACCUUAGCUGUCACAAUGUAAAACAUCUGUCACCAGGCUCAACGAAUGCAGUUAAAAUAUCACGAUUCUUUGACAAGGUAAUUGAGAGGCGGUACUACAGUCGAGAUGGUGUUGGCCAGGGACAUGUGACCACGCCCACCAUGGACAGGCGUCGACCAAUGAAAAGUUUCCAUAACGAUUGAUUUGGUGCCAUGUUUUGUAAAUGACUGAUAGAUUUAUUUGAAGUAAUUAAUGCUGUCAUGUCUUCAGUGGGACUCUAUGGGGAUAUGUUGGGUAUUUCUGGUCAGAUUAUUACAUGUGUAUUAAUAUAGGUCUCUGGUGAUAGUAACCAAGGUGAUAGGGUUUUAUUUUCUCAUUGUUCAUCUGAUACAUUUAAGGUAUAACUUGAACAGGUGUCAUUCAAGGUUGGAAGGUGUCAGUUGUCCUUGAUAGUUAAACAACGAAAUACAGUUACUGUAUUACCUAUGUGUCGUAUAUUUUGUAUCCCGAUCACUGGCCACGUAACCUAAGGUAAAGAUCUGAGGUCUGUGGUGUGACCAUCCCUACCUGUAUCAGUUUGUGUUUAUCGGGAAGCUGAGAAACAGACUUGUAUGUGUUGUCAUGGUUUUGUCUUUGAUGAAUGGCAUGCGAUGGGUCUCCCGUAUGUUGUUCAGUACCUAUACUAGAUUUUUAAAAAGUUUUUGACCUAUGUAGUUGACCAUGCAAUAUUGAUUAAAAAAAGCUGGAAGUGUAUAACUUUGA